This is a messenger RNA of Hippoglossus stenolepis (Pacific halibut), 7568 nucleotides long. RefSeq names its product myosin-10. The transcript has 43 exons. Gene Ontology annotation, molecular function: ATP binding; actin filament binding; cytoskeletal motor activity. Gene Ontology annotation, cellular component: myosin complex. Lineage: Eukaryota; Metazoa; Chordata; Actinopteri; Pleuronectiformes; Pleuronectidae. Bases 289 to 6324 code for a protein of 2011 amino acids. The record is from RefSeq and is a predicted model, not a curated record.
AGGAGAAGAACCUGGAGGUGGAUCAUCCCAGCGUGUGGUCACUGACUUUCUGUGUGAGGAGGAGGAGGAGGAGGAGGAGGAGGCGCUGAGCUCCGUGCUGCUGCUGCUGUGGUGGAGCAUACCAACCAAAGAACCAGCCCCGGUACAUGCCCCAGGUCCCAGUUGCAUUCAGGUUCACAUCGGGGGUGGAUCUCACGGCUGGAGGACCAGGACCUGACCGCUGCUGCUGCUGCCGCUGCUUCGCUCUCUGCACCGGGUGCCACGUUGCUCUGGUAAACCCCAGGAAAGAUGUCUCAUCGGAGCGGGCAAGAGGACCCGGAGCGCUACCUGUUCGUGGACCGGGCUGUGGUUUAUAACCCCGCCACGCAGGCCGACUGGACGGCCAAGAAGCUGGUGUGGGUCCCCUCGGAGCGCCAUGGCUUCGAGGCGGCCGGCAUCCGAGAAGAGCGAGGCGAGGAGGUGCAGGUGGAGCUGGCCGAGAACGGCAAGAAGGUGGUGAUCAACAAGGACGACAUCCAGAAGAUGAACCCGCCCAAGUUCAGCAAAGUGGAGGACAUGGCGGAGCUCACCUGUCUGAAUGAGGCGUCUGUGCUGCACAACCUGAAGGACCGCUACUACUCCGGACUCAUUUACACGUACUCUGGCCUCUUCUGCGUGGUCAUCAACCCGUACAAGAACCUGCCCAUCUACUCAGAGAACAUCAUUGAGAUGUACCGAGGGAAGAAGAGGCACGAGAUGCCUCCACACAUCUAUGCCAUCUCUGAGGCAGCAUACCGCUGCAUGCUUCAAGAUCGUGAGGACCAAUCAAUCCUUUGCACAGGUGAAUCAGGCGCUGGCAAGACGGAGAACACGAAGAAGGUUAUCCAGUACCUGGCCCACGUUGCCUCCUCACACAAAGGACGCAAAGACCACAACAUUCCUCAGCCCGAAUCUCCCAAAGCAUUCAAGCUACAGGGCGAGUUGGAACGCCAGCUCCUGCAAGCCAACCCCAUCCUCGAGUCGUUCGGCAACGCCAAGACGGUGAAGAACGACAACUCGUCUCGCUUCGGGAAGUUCAUCAGAGUCAACUUCGACGUCACAGGCUACAUUGUCGGAGCCAAUAUUGAAACUUACCUUCUGGAGAAGUCGAGGGCCAUCAGACAGGCCAAAGAUGAGAGGACCUUUCACAUCUUCUACCGCCUACUGGCAGGAGCUGGGGAGCAUCUUCGCACGGACCUGCUCCUCGAAGGCUUCAACGACUACCGUUUCCUGUCAAACGGUAACAUUCCCAUCCCCGGUCAACAGGACAAGGACAACUUCCAGGAGACCAUGGACGCCAUGCACAUCAUGAGCUUCAACCACGAAGAGAUUGUCUGUAUGUUGAAGGUGGUCUCUGCGGUGCUGCAGUUUGGCAACAUUAUCUUUAAAAAGGAGAGAAACACCGAUCAGGCCUCGAUGCCCGAGAACACAGCCGCACAGAAGCUCUGCCACCUCCUUGGAAUGAACAUCAUGGAGUUCACCAGAGCGAUCCUCACCCCGAGGAUCAAAGUGGGACGAGACUAUGUGCAGAAGGCCCAGACCAAAGAGCAGGCGGACUUUGCUAUUGAGGCCCUGGCCAAGGCGACGUACGAGCGGCUGUUCCGAUGGCUGGUUCACCGCAUCAACAAGGCCCUGGACAGGACCAAGCGCCAGGGGGCGUCCUUCAUUGGCAUCCUGGACAUAGCGGGCUUCGAGAUCUUUGAGCUGAACUCGUUCGAGCAGCUCUGCAUCAACUACACCAACGAGAAGCUGCAGCAGCUCUUCAACCACACCAUGUUCAUCCUGGAGCAGGAGGAGUACCAGAGGGAGGGCAUCGAGUGGAGCUUCAUCGACUUCGGCCUCGACCUGCAGCCCUGCAUCGACCUCAUCGAGAGGCCGAACAACCCCCCUGGUAUCCUCGCCCUGCUGGAUGAGGAGUGCUGGUUUCCCAAGGCCACCGACAAGACCUUUAUUGACAAGGUGCUGCAGGAGCAGGGCACGCACACCAAGUUCCAGAGGCCGCGGCAGCUCAAGGACAAAGCGGACUUCUGCGUCAUUCACUACGCGGGGAAGGUGGACUACAAGGCGGAUGAGUGGCUCAUGAAGAACAUGGAUCCCCUCAACGACAACGUGGCCACGCUGCUGCACCAGUCGACCGACAAGUUUGUGGCCGAGCUCUGGAAAGACGACAUUCAGACGUUUCAGAGAGCGUCUUUCUAUGACAAUGUGUCUGGGCUCCAUGAAGCUCCAGUUGACCGGAUCGUGGGUCUGGACCAGGUCUCAGGAAUGAACGAGACGGCGUUCGGGGCCGCGUACAAGACCAAGAAGGGCAUGUUCCGCACGGUGGGCCAGCUGUACAAGGAGCAGCUGUCCAAGCUCAUGGCCACGCUGAGGAACACCAACCCCAACUUUGUCCGCUGCAUCAUCCCCAACCACGAGAAAAGAGCUGGUAAACUGGACCCUCACCUGGUUCUGGACCAGCUGAGGUGUAACGGUGUGCUGGAGGGAAUCCGCAUCUGCAGACAGGGCUUCCCCAACCGCAUCGUCUUCCAGGAGUUCAGACAGAGGUAUGAGAUCCUCACUCCUAACGCCAUUCCCAAAGGCUUCAUGGAUGGAAAGCAGGCCUGCGAGAGAAUGAUUCGAGCUCUGGAGCUGGACAGCAACUUGUUCCGUAUCGGCCAGAGUAAGAUCUUCUUCCGGGCCGGAGUCCUGGCUCAUCUGGAGGAAGAGAGGGACCUGAAGAUCACCGACAUCAUCAUUUACUUCCAGUCUGUCUGCCGAGGAUAUCUGGCGCGAAAGGCUUUUGCUAAAAAGCAGCAGCAGCUCAGCGCUCUGAAAGUUCUCCAAAGAAACUGCGCCGCUUACUUAAAGCUGCGUCACUGGCAGUGGUGGAGACUCUUCACCAAGGUGAAGCCUCUGCUGCAGGUGACCAGGCAGGAGGAGGAGAUGCAGGCUAAGGACGAGGAGCUGGUCAAAGUGAAGGAGAAGCAGACCAAGGUGGAGGGAGAGCUGGUGGAGAUGGAGAGGAAACACCAGCAGACAAUAGAGGAGAAGAACAUCCUGGCGGAGCAGCUGCAGGCGGAGACGGAGCUGUUUGCAGAGGCCGAGGAGAUGAGAGCUCGUCUGGCGUCCAAAAAGCAAGAGCUGGAGGAGAUCCUCCACGACCUGGAGUCCAGGCUGGAGGAAGAAGAGGAGAGGACCCAGGGCAUGCAGGGCGAGAAGAAGAAGAUGCAGUCCCACAUUCAGGACCUGGAAGAACAGUUGGAUGAGGAGGAGGGCGCCAGACAGAAGCUGCAGCUGGAGAAAGUGACGGCUGAGGCCAAGAUGAAGAAAUAUGAUGAAGACAUUUUGCUGCUGGAGGACCAGAACUCCAAGUUUCAGAAGGAGAAGAAGUUGACGGAGGAUCGAAUCAAUGAGAUGACCUCACUGCUAGCUGAAGAGGAGGAGAAGGCCAAGAACCUGAGCAAGAUCAAGAACAAGCAGGAGAUGAUGAUGGUCGACCUAGAGGAGAGGCUGAAGAAGGAGGAGAAGACCCGUCAGGAGCUGGAGAAGGCGAAGAGGAAGCUGGAUGGGGAGACGUCCGACUUCCAGGACCAGAUAUCCGAGCUUCAGACUCAGACAGAGGAGCUGAAGGCACAACUGGGCAAGAAGGAGGACGAGCAGCAGACGAUGCAGUCUAGGACUGAGGACGAGGUCAGCCACAAGAACAACGCCCUGAAGCAGGUGAGGGAGCAGCAGGCCCAGCUGUCCGAGCUGCAGGAGGACCUCGAGUCGGAGAAACAGGCGAGGAGCAAGGCGGAGAAACUCAAGAGGGACUUGAGUGAGGAGCUGGAGGCCCUGAAAACUGAGCUAGAAGACACCCUUGAUACAACAGCUGCCCAGCAGGAGCUCAGGACCAAACGUGAACAGGAGGUUGCCGAGCUGAAGAAGGCCAUCGAUGAGGAGACCAAAAACCACGAGGCCCAGAUCCAGGAGAUGCGACAGAGGCACGGCUCGACUUUGGAAGAGCUGUCCGAGCAGCUGGAACAGGCCAAGAGGUUCAAGGCCAACCUGGAGAAGACCAAGCAGAGCCAGGAGACUGCCAACAAGGAGCUGGUCAGCGAGGUCAAGGGCCUGCAGCAGGCGAAGACGGAGUCCGAACACAAGAGGAAGAAGCUGGAGGCUCAGCUGCAGGAGUUCAUGGCCAGAGCCACCGAGGGAGAGAGAGCCAAGGGAGAGUUGGCUGAACGCUCACACAAGCUGCAGACGGAGUUAGACAACGUGUCGUCCAUUCUGGAGGAUUCAGAGAGGAAGGGGAUCAAGAUGACCAAAGACGUCUCUGGACUGGAGAGUCAGCUGCAGGACACACAGGAGCUGCUCCAGGAGGAGACCCGUCAGAAACUGAACCUCAGCACUCGUAUACGUCAGCUGGAGGAGGAGAAGAACGCUGUGCAGGAGCAGCAGGAGGAGGAUGAGGAGGCUCGCAAGAAUCUGGAGAAGCAGACGUUGACGCUACAGGCUCAGCUAUCAGAGAGUAAGAAGAAGCUGGAGGACGACGUGGGAACAAUAGAGGGCCUGGAGGAAACUAAGAAGAAGCUGCAGAAGGACCAUGAGCUGUCCAGUCAGCGCCUGGAGGAAAAGACCAUCGCCUUUGAAAAGAUGGAGAAGACAAAGACUCGCCUGCAGCAGGAGCUGGAUGAUCUCACUGUCGAUCUGGAUCACCAGAGACAGAUCGUCUCCAGCUUGGAGAAGAAACAGAAGAAGUUUGACCAGUUGCUGGCUGAGGAGAAGAGCAUCUCAGCUCGCAUCGCUGAAGAACGGGACCGCGCUGAAGCUGAGGCCCGAGAGAAGGAGACCAAAGCUUUGUCCAUGACCAGAGCUUUGGACGAGGCACUGGAGGCCAAGGAGGAGCUGGAGAGGGUCAACAAGCAGCUCCGUGCUGAGAUGGAGGAUCUGAUGAGCUCCAAGGACGAUGUGGGGAAGAAUGUCCAUGAGCUGGAGAAGUCCAAGCGCACUCUGGAGCAGCAGCUGGAGGAGAUGAAGACUCAGCUGGAGGAGCUGGAGGACGAGCUCCAGGCCACGGAGGACGCCAAGCUGCGUCUGGAGGUCAACAUGCAGGCCAUGAAGGCCCAGUACGAGAGGGACCUCCAGGGCCGGGACGACCAGAACGAUGAGAAGAAGAGAGCCCUGGUCAAGCAGGUGCGGGAGAUGGAGGCGGAGCUGGAGGAUGAGAGGAAGCAGAGAGCUCUGGCUGUCGCUGCCAAGAAGAAACUGGAGAUGGAUUUGAAGGAUAUCGAGGGUCACAUAGAAGGAGCCAACAAGGCUCGAGACGAAGCCAUCAAACAGCUGCGCAAGUUACAGGCCCAGAUGAAGGACUACCAGAGGGAGCUGGAAGACGCCCGAGCUUCCAGAGAUGAUAUCUUUGCUUUAUCCAAGGAAAAUGAGAAGAAACUCAAAAGUCUGGAGGCUGAGAUUGUGCAGCUGCACGAGGAUCUGGCGGCGUCUGAGCGCGGCCGACGCCACGCAGAGCAGGAACGAGAUGAGCUGCAAGAUGAGAUUUCAAACAGCACCUCCGGAAAGUCGGCUCUGAUGGACGAGAAGAGGAGGCUGGAUGCUCGUAUCGCUCAGCUGGAGGAGGAGCUGGAGGAGGAGCAGGGAAACAUGGAGCUGCUCAACGACCGCUUCAGAAAGACAACCAUGCAGGUGGACACCCUGACCACAGAGUUGAGCGCGGAGCGCAGCACAUCCCAGAAGAGCGAGAACGCUCGUCAGCAGCUGGAGCGUCAGAACAAGGAUCUCCGGGCCAAGCUGGGCGAGCUGGAGGGUUCGGUGAAGAACCGGUUCAAGGCCUCCAUCACCGCCCUGGAGGCCAAGAUAUCCCAGCUGGAGGAGCAGCUGGAGCAGGAGGCCAAGGAGCGAGCAGCCGCCAACAAGAUCGUGAGGAGGACUGAGAAGAAGCUGAAGGAGAUCUGCAUGCAGGUGGAGGACGAGCGUCGCCAUGCCGACCAGUUUAAAGAACAAGUGGAGAAGGCGAACUCCCGUAUGAAGCAGCUGAAGCGUCAGCUGGAGGAGACGGAGGAGGAGGCCACGAGGUCCAACGCCUCGCGCAGGAAGCUGCAGAGAGAGCUGGACGACGCCACCGAGGCCAGCGAGGGCCUGAGCCGUGAGGUCCACACACUCAAGAACCGCCUCAGGCGCGGCGGCCCCAUCAGCUUCUCCUCCAGCCGCUCGGGCAGACGCCAGCUGCAGGUGGAGGGGACGUCCUCGGACCUCGUGUCUGACGACGAGCUGGAGAACAAGAUAACCGACAACAACGCCAACGAGACGCCUGUUCCCCAGCCGGAGUAGGAGAGCGGCGGCCUCCACUUUGGCUCUUCCAUUCACCCCAUCACCUCUCAGCUCGCACAGAAAUACCCAGAAACUCCCGGCUUUAAUAAGGCCCCUGCCCUUCAGCCGCUCCAGCACUUAAUGAAAGGCCCCUGCAGCCACCGCCCGGAGAGACGUGCUCUCUCCACACCGCACACAGCAUGAUCUCACCAACAACCCCCCCGUAUUCCUGACCCGCAAACCCUAAACCUUUGGCAGACACCAGCAGUUGGACCUCCAACUCUUCCCUUCUUUUUGACCUCAACCCCCCUUGUGGGGCCACAGGACUGUAUAAGAGCAGUAACACUCCCUAAAACCCUUUGAGCACACGUUAGAAGUGAGUGAAUCUGAUUCAGUGUCAGGAUGAUAAUUAUCCGGCGGUUUCAAAACGCUUCCCGAAUGCUAAUUUCACGGCAUUGUGACAUUUGAAAGGAAAAAGGACGUGGACGAAAGCAAACGACCUUCAGACUCUAUUUUUCCAUCGAUCCACCGCAGUUUGUGCAUCAUAGGAAUUUAGUUUUGUUAGUGGACCUGUAGCUGAAUAGUAUUUUUCCUCAGUCCUCUGCCGGGAUUGUUCGCUUGCCUUUAGGAAAGUGGCUGUGCGCUGCCUUGCUGCCUCAGUGCUACGAACGCGUCGCUCUCUCGCCCAGUGUUGGUUUCCUCUCAUGUUCGACAGUAGGUCAGUGUUGACUUGUAAUUAUUCAGUACGAGUGCUGCUCGCUCUCUUCUUCUUCUGCUUCUUUUUCUGUGCCUUUUCACUCACUUGAAGCCCAUUAACGCCACGUAUACUGUUCAUAUAUUGAACCGUGCGUCAUAUCGUGAAGGUAUUUUCAUAAAAAGAUUCAUACGUUUUGCAUAUGAAAUGAAAUAUUAGCGGGAAACCUUUUGAUUUUUCUUUGAUUUCUCUCGUUACGUCCUACAGCUUUGACCGUGUGUUACAGUGAUGAUUGACAUGUGGAACCGUCGGGGAUUCUUUGUAGAUGGGUGCUACGACUUUUCUUAUUAAUACCUUUUAUACUUGUUGAGUUAUUAAGAUUUAAAAACAAACCCAUAGGCGUCAGCUGUAUUUAUAUAUCUGCUAUUGUAUACAGUGCAAACUCCAUUCAUAUUUCAAAAAUGCUCAGUAUUGCACAAUGAUCGACUGAACCUGUGCUCACUGUCAUGACGUGUACAGUUCAUGAGAUGUUAGAGCGACAUAAUGCAUUAAAGUCUAUGGAGCCAAUUCA